This is a messenger RNA of Morchella sextelata, 3303 nucleotides long. RefSeq lists its product as uncharacterized. Gene Ontology annotation, cellular component: membrane. The record is from RefSeq and is a predicted model, not a curated record. NCBI's taxonomy places the organism in Eukaryota, Fungi, Ascomycota, Pezizomycetes, Pezizales, Morchellaceae. Gene Ontology annotation, biological process: signal transduction. Gene Ontology annotation, molecular function: oxidoreductase activity. The coding region runs from base 1 to 3303 and encodes 1100 amino acids. The transcript is spliced from 9 exons.
AUGGCCGUCACUAUUACCGGAGUUGCGGGCGCUGGUGGUGUCCGUCUCGAAAUUCGAGAACUCGUGCUCCCCGAAAACGAACAUCUUCGAAAUAUGUACAUCCUCGGUCUCGCAAGAAUGCAAGCAAAACCUGUAAACGAUCCCCGCUCCUGGUACCAGACCUCUGGAAUCCAUGGACUCCCCGACGAAGCGUGGGACGGUUUCGAACUGGCAGGAGGACCAGGGCCAGAACCUGGGUACUGUGUUCACACAACUAAUCGCUUCCCAACCUGGCAUCGUCCAUAUGUCGCGCUGUUUGAGCAAUGUCUGCGUGAUAAUGUCUGGGAGGCUGUUCAAGCUUUCAAUGAACCUCUCAAGACGACCUACACCGCACUCUUGCCCACAUUUCGCGCCCCGUAUCUCGAUCUUGCACUCCCUGGCCCCCCGCCUAGGAUCGUCCUCGGAUCGAAAGAAAUUGUGGUUCCUUCUGCGCCCAAUGGAACCCUGGAGCUAAUCCCGAAUCCACUGUUUAAAUACAAUUUCCCUCCUCAAGCGGCCGCCCCUAAUCCAGCUGAUAUCCGGGGUGACCUCAACGACAUGACCACUGCUACUCAUCGUCAUCCACACGCUGCGAACCCAGCUCGAUCGGUCAAGACAAGACUGGAAUUACUUGCUAGAGGGCUUCCCGCGAGACUGCGUAAUAUGUUCCAGGAAGUCAACUUCGAUAGGCUCGCCACCAGUUGGCGUCCUGCUCUCAAUCCUGACGAUCCUCCCGUGCGUGGGGCUCAUGAGUCAGUGGAGAGCAUUCACGACAGUGGGCACGUAUACAUUGGUGGUGAUGGACACAUGCACUACGUCGAAGUUGCUGCUUUCGACCCCAUUUUCUGGCUUCACCACUGCAACAUCGAGCGUCUUUUCGCCAUGUGGCAAGCAGUGCACCCCAAUACAUACAUGGACAAUGGUCUUGAUAGCGACCUUGUACCCUUCAGGAGGCCUGAGCCUCUAGACGGAGUGUUUAACUCCGAUGACAUCCGUGACCACACAACAUUCAACAGCACCUACAGCGAGCUCGCCGCCGCUGCUCUAGAACAAGUACCUGGUGAAAGGGUUCAACAUGUUCUCGCGGCGAUUCAGCGUUUGUACGGGUCAUACGUGCAAGGGGCGGAGAUAGUGGUGGAGGAGGCAGGCGCGAGAGCAGAAGCGCGAAAGGCGAAAGUAGCAGCGGGGAAAGCGGAGGCAGCAGCACGAGGGGAGGAGGCAGCAGCACGAGUGGCAGAGGCAGCGGCGCGAGUCGCGGAAGCAGCAGCGCGAGCGGCGGGCCCAGCAGCAGCGGACGCAGCAGCGGUAGCGGCGGGGAACGCAGCAGAGCAAGCAGCGAACGCAGCAGCGCAAGCAGCGGGCCCAGCACCGCAGGCGGCGGCCGCAGCGCAAAUCGCGGCUGCAGCAGCGCGAGGAGCGGAAACAGCGGCGCGAGCGGCUGAGGUAGCAGCACGAGUGGCAGAGGCAGGAGCGCGAGUGGCGGAAGCAAUAGCGCGAGCGCAGAACCUAGCAGCGCAAGACGCGGCGAACGUAGCAGCGGUAGCGGCGGGGAACGCAGCAGUGCAAGCGGCGCACGCAGCAGAGGAAGCGGCGGGCACAGUAGCGCAAGCGGCGGGCCUGGAAGAGCAAGCAGUGGACGCAGCAGCACAAGCGGCGAAGGAAGCAGCGCAAGCGGCGGAUGAAGUAGCGCAAGCGGCGGAUGCAGCAGCGGAAGCGGCGAACGCAGCAGCGCAAGCGGCGGGAAGAUCAGGGCAAGCAGGGGACCCAGCAGCGCGAGCGGCGGAGGCAAAAGCGCUUGUGGCGCAGGCAAAAGCGAGUGUGGCGGAGGCAAAAGCGCGGGAGGCGCAGGCAAAAGCGGGAGGGAAUGCGGCAGCAGGGCGACAGGCGCAGGCAGAAGCGCGAGACGCAGAGACAGCAGCGGGAGCGGCGGAGGCAGACGCACGAGCGGCGAAAGCAGACGAGGAAGCGGCGAUUGAAAAAGCGCGAGCGGCGGCGAGCAAGAGCGCGAGUGGUGGCCGCAAGAGCGCGGGUGGCGGCCGCAAAAAUGAGAGCGCAGCAAUGGAUGCGGCGGACAAGGUCGAGCAAGCGGUGGUCGAAGUCUUGGGCGCGGCGGACGCAGUAGCGCAAGCGCAAGAGCAAGAGGCGGACGUGGUCCCGGGAGCGGCGGGCGCGGUAGUGCAAGCGGCGAGCGCAAUCGAGCGGGCGGCGGGCGCGGUAGAACGGGCGGCGGGCUUAGCAGAGCAAGUGGCGGCGGACCCAGCAGCAGCAGCACCCCCGGCGAAAUCAAAAGCGCGAGUGGCGGCGGGACUGGGGCGGGUGGCGGACUUCACCGCGCGAGUGGCGAAGGCAAGAGGGCGAGUGGCGGUCGCAAAGCUGGUGCGGGCAGAUCCACGACCGGCGGAAUCAGCAGCGGAGGGGGAUGAUGCAGUAGCGCGACGGGAGGAAGGAUUGGUGCGAGCGGAGGAGGCAAAGGAAGAAGCCGCAGCGGCGAGGCGGAGAGGAAAACCACCACCACCACCACCGCCAGGAGGCAGCGCGAACAACAACAACAACAACAACAACAACAGCAGCAGCAGCAGCAGCAGCAACAGCAACAACAACAGCAGCAACAACAACAACAGCGCCUCCACAGCCUUUGCCGGGCAUCAAACCUCCAGCAUCUUGAACAUGUCAGCAAACCCGACCCAGCAGCAGGCAACAUCAUGGGGGCUGCCCAACCCCGCCGGCAGUCCGGCUGACGUUAAACGCGCUCUCCAUUACAAGUACCAGGCCGAUGUUAGCGUUCCGAAAUACGCUCUCAAGGACUGCUUCAGUGUCUGCUUCUAUGUCGGUGCUAUUCCUCCAGUCGAAUACGAGCCGAUCAACGAUAGAUAUCUUGCUGGUUCCUUCGAUGUCUUCGCCAGCAACAUCGAGACUACUUCCUGCGAGAAUUGCAGAGACGGUGCGGCCGAGGACGUUAUCGUCACAGGCUCUAUCCCGUUGAACCUCGCACUGGUGGAAUGUCUUGGCGACACUAACACUGAUCCCGCCUGUCCAAAGCUGAAGAGCAUGAAGCUGGAGCAUGUCAGGGGCUUCCUGAAGGAACACUUGGCUUGGAGGGUUCAAUUGCCAAGUGGAAAGAUCCCGGAAAAAGCUGUGCGGGGGCUCAAGAUUGGUGUCUCGUAUGUUGUCGCGGAUGUUCCGGACAGCGAUAGAGAACUCCCUGAAUACAGUGAGCCCGAGAAUCUGUACGAUGUUACAAAGGAGCGCGCCCCCUACGGGAUCAGUGAGGGCCAGGAGGUGUAA